AUGCCCCAAACCAAACAGAUAGAUGGCUUAGGGAAUAGAACUGGACAUACCUUUAACAAGCAAGCAUGGACUGAUAUGCUGGCUGUCUUUAAUGCAAAAUUUGGAUCUCAAUAUGACAAAGAUGUGUUGAAAAGCCGCUACACAAAUUUGUGGAAGCAAUUCAAUGUUAUCAAGAAUAUCCUUGGACAGAGUGGGUUUUCUUGGGAUGAAACUAGACAAAUGGUGGUGGCUGAUGACUACUUGUGGGAUGCAUAUAUCAAGAUACAUCCAGAAGUGCGGCCGUACAAGACCAAAGCAAUACUCAACUUUGAUGACAUGUGCUUGAUAUAUGGGUAUACAGUUGCUGAUGGAAGGUACAGCCGUUCAAGCCAUGAUUUGGAUGUUGAAGACGAAAAUCUUCAAGUGGCAAUCUUUGGUAAUGGAAGCAGUGGUAUGGCCCCUUCAAGUAGUUCAAGGACAGAGUGGACACCAGAUAUGGACGAUUAUUUUAUUAAAUUGAUGCUGAACCAACAAGAAAGAGGAAAUAAGCAUGACAACACCUUCACAAAACAAGCGUGGACGGAUAUGCUCGUGUUGUUUAAUGCAAAAUUUAGUUCCGAUUAUAGCAAAAGAGUAUUAAGACACCGUUACAAAAAAUUAUGGAAGUACUGUAGUGAUUUAACGACUUUGCUGAAACAGAAAGGUUUUUGCUGGGAUGAGAAAGAGCAAAUGGUGAUAGCUAAUGACGAUGUUUGGGAUGCCUAUAUUAAGGCACAUCCACAUGCUCGAUCUUAUAGAACCAAAAACUUUCCGAACUAUAACAAUUUGCGACUGAUUAUCGGGGACAUAGUCGGCGAGGAAAGCCAGAGUGAUUCCCAUCAGGACAAAUACAUUAAAAAUGAGGCCAUUGCUGCAAAUGCUGGCAGUGUGCGCUCAAGAACAUAUUGGACGCCACCAAUGGACCGUUUUUUCAUUGACUUAAUGCUUGAGCAAGUGCGUAGAGGGAAUCGAAUUGGACAGUCGUUCAUAACCCAAGCUUGGAAUGACAUGGUUGCAUCAUUCAAUGAAAACUUUAGAUCUCAGCAUGACAAGGAAAUUUUGAAAAAUAGAUACAAACAUUUUAAAAAGCAAUAUAAUGAUGUCAAGAUCCUUCUAGAGCAUAGUGGUUUUUCAUGGGAUGAGGGCCGAGAAAUGUUGACAGCUGAAGAUUGUGUUUGGGAUGCUUAUAUUAAGGCACAUCCUGAUGCUCGAUCAUAUAGAGUUAAAACAGUACCAUGUUAUCACAAAUUAUGUGUCAUAUACGGACAAGAUAAGCUUGAAGGAGUAUACAGCAGUUUGGCCGGCAGCUUAGCUCCAACUACUGAAACUCCUGGUGAUGGGAAGGAUAAAGAUGCCUCUCCUAGUAUAGAUGUAAUUGAAGGUUGGACCAUGUCGAUGGAAAGCUAUCUUAUUGACCUUAUGCUGGAGCAGGUGCACCAAGGUAAUAAAGUUGGUAGUACAUUUAGUGAGCAAGCUUGGGCACACAUGACCUCGAUGUUUAAAGAAAAAUUUGGCGUACAAUACGAGCAACAUAUUCUAGAAGAUCAUUGUCUCAUCUUGAUGAAACAAUACAAUGAAAUCAGCAGCCUCCUCAAUCAAAAUGGAUUUUCUUGGAAUGAAACCCUACAAAUGAUUGUAGCUGAUAAUGAUGCGUGGGAAUUGUAUAAAAAGGUGAACCCGGGCUUAAUUUCUUAUAGAGAUAAAAUCCUACCACAGUACAAUGAUUUGGGUAUUAUUUUUGGACCAACUGAAACAGUGGAAGGAGAAUUGAGCUAUGAGGAUGUUAAAAUAGAAUUUGAUCAAGAUCCUACUAAUGCAAGCACUGAUAAAUAUUCUGGAGAUCUUCCAACAACAGUUCUCGAUUUAGAGACGUGCGAUCAAGCAAAAAAGCGACCAACAGAAGCAUAUACAGGUUUCGAACGUUGUAGCAAAGUGCAAAAAAGUGGCAAAGAAGAAAUGCAAGGGACUAUUACCAACAUCACGGGUGUAGUUGCAAAUUUGGUAAAUAAGGAAGCUGGUAAAAACUAUACUUCCAUAGAGAGUGCCAUCGAGGCACUUCAAGCUAUACCAGACAUCGAUGAUGAGCUUUUAUUGGACGGUUGUGAUUUAUUGGAGGAUGAGAGGAAAGCAAAGACAUUUUUGGCGUUGGAUGUUAACCUCAGGAAAAAGUGGUUGUUAAGGAAGCUCCGAUGCUCAUAA
Molecule: messenger RNA, 2217 nt
Organism: Fraxinus pennsylvanica
Lineage: Eukaryota; Viridiplantae; Streptophyta; Magnoliopsida; Lamiales; Oleaceae
Source: the annotation of a GenBank genome assembly